This is a messenger RNA of Apiotrichum porosum, 336 nucleotides long. RefSeq lists its product as uncharacterized. The coding region runs from base 1 to 336 and encodes 111 amino acids. Gene Ontology annotation, cellular component: trans-Golgi network. NCBI's taxonomy places the organism in Eukaryota, Fungi, Basidiomycota, Tremellomycetes, Trichosporonales, Trichosporonaceae. The record is from RefSeq and is a predicted model, not a curated record. The transcript has 2 exons.
AUGGCCGCCCCCAUCGACAACGACUAUGACAACAACGAAUUCGCCAACGCCUGGUCGUCUGGUCCCGCGUCGGCUGCCAACGCCGGCGCCGCCCCCUCAGCCCAGGAGCCCACCGUCCAGCAGACUAUCGCAAAGGAGCGCAUCAUAAAGGACAUUGUCCAGCUCCGGGACGGCCUCCGCGGGCUCAUGGUGCGCGUCACAGAGGUCGAGGGCGAGACAGAAAAGCUGCGAAAGGACAACGAGUUCCUCGGCACAUACAUUGACAACCUCAGGUGGUGUUCUGCAAUGAGGAGGGGACAGGCCCCUGGUGCUGUGCUGUCUGUUGGCCUCUGGUAA